This is a messenger RNA of Ceraceosorus guamensis, 834 nucleotides long. RefSeq lists its product as hypothetical. The transcript is spliced from 4 exons. The record is from RefSeq and is a predicted model, not a curated record. The coding region runs from base 178 to 834 and encodes 218 amino acids. NCBI's taxonomy places the organism in Eukaryota, Fungi, Basidiomycota, Exobasidiomycetes, Ceraceosorales, Ceraceosoraceae.
CGCAUCACUUCGACAAGCAAUUCGCCUCUGCCUUUCUCACAUCACCAACACCCCACCUCUCGUCUCUGCUUGCGAGCAGCUCGUACGCGGCGACUCAGCAUGCUCCACUCUUGGUUGAUCUGAGCAUCACUUCUUGUCUGGCUACGCUCACGAGCAGCUUCAGCCGCCUACGCAAAGAUGCCUGGUAGGCUCGGGCGACCAUCCACAGCGUGGCACGAUGUCGGUGGAGGUUCGUUGAGCGACUCUCCUAUACCCGGUGCAGCUCCAACGCGCAGGCGUCGUCCCGUCUCGAUGGACUUGCUAGCAAGCCCACCGCCUGACUAUUGGGGUCUCGGCACUCACGCUACCGCAACUUCUGCUUCCGCUCCCGUCGCCCAACGUGGUUACCAGCAACCGCGCGUGCUGACGCGAGCCCAAAUCAGCCAUGUCGGACUCGGCGAAGAUCGCAUCGCAAGCAUCGUGCGCGAUGCAGUGGCGUCCGAGUUCGCGAAGAACGAAAAUCUGCGCAAUGCUUCGAGGCGACCGAGCGCUGCUCGCCAACAGAUUGUCGAGAUCGUGGGACGUCUACAAAGAGUCGAGGCAACCUUGCUCGCCGGCCUCUGGGUCGUCACACUCUCGCAAUGGUUUCCAAUGCCCGGCCUUCUCAAGCCUUUCAUAAGCGACAUCGCUAAAUUUGUCGUGUGCUUCGUCGUCUUGCCGCUGCUACUGCUCCAGACCGACGCGUGCAGGUCGGCAGUGGCGCAGCUCCAACAUGCGUGGCAGGCCUUGAAAGCCGACAUCGCCCGUGGUAGAGCAGUCUGGGCUGAAGUCGCGCGCCGAGAACGUCGCCGAUAG